Cynara cardunculus var. scolymus (artichoke) is the source of this 2553-nucleotide messenger RNA. Its product is annotated as G-type lectin S-receptor-like serine/threonine-protein kinase At4g27290. Lineage: Eukaryota; Viridiplantae; Streptophyta; Magnoliopsida; Asterales; Asteraceae. Gene Ontology annotation, molecular function: ATP binding; protein serine/threonine kinase activity. The transcript is spliced from 7 exons. The record is from RefSeq and is a predicted model, not a curated record. Bases 1 to 2484 code for a protein of 827 amino acids. Gene Ontology annotation, biological process: recognition of pollen; protein phosphorylation.
AUGGAGGUUUAUGUUCAUCCCAUCCUUGUGUUAUUCUCAAGUACCAUACUCUUUCUCCUCUCAAGGUCUGCUGCAGUAGACACAAUAUCAAGAAAUCAAGCAAUCAAAGAUGGUGACACCAUUGUUUCAGAUGGUGACAUGUUUGAACUGGGMUUUUUUAGCCCUGGAAAGUCCAGGAAUCGGUACCUGGGGAUAUGGUACAAGAAGAUAUCAAAGGGUACCGUUGUAUGGGUUGCCAACAGAGAGAAACCAAUCAACGAUACAUCUGGCAUUUUUGAAGUCAGUAGAGAAGGAGUCCUACAGAUUCUCAGUGCCGGUAAUACUUUGAUCUGGUCAUCCAAUUCAACGGUAUCUGUCAGGAGYCGUAACCUGGAGGCACAACUUCUGGACACCGGGAAUCUUGUUCUGUGGGAUGAAAGUAGCACCAAAGAAAAUCCCAUCUGGCAAAGUUUUGAUUAUCCUGGUGACACACUGCUGCCAGGAAUGAAAAUUGGAAAGGAUUUGGUAUCAGGAAGAGAGAAGUAUUUAACAUCUUGGAAGAGUCCUGAUGAACCUUCUAUAGGUCUAUACAAAAACUGGAUAGACACAAAUGGAUAUCCACAAAUAUUUCAGAGGGAAGGUCGAGUUAUACACUCCAGGCAUGGACAUUGGAACGGUGUUGGGUUUCAUGGCUUUCCUGUUGAAAACCCAAAUUCAAUUUAUUCAGUAGAGUUUGUUAUUAAUGAGAAAGAAAUAUAUUAUAGAUAUAAACAGAAGAAUUCAGUUCUUCCAAGGAUACAUGUGUCAUCAGAAGGCAUCACACUACAAUUAAACUGGAUCGAGCGAACCCUAGAAUGGGCCGUGUAUGGAAAUAUAGUAGUUGAUAGUUGUGGUCGUUAUGCACGCUGUGGUCCUUAUGGAACGUGUAGCAUCAACAUGUAUCCCCCCUGUAGUUGUCUGGAAGGUUUUGAACCACGACUACCAGAGGAAUGGAAUGCAGCAGAUUGGUCUGGUGGGUGUCAACGUGAACAACCUUUGCAAUGUGGGAUUGAGGAUGGCUUUUGGAAAAUUUCAGGAGUAAAAUUUCCAGAUACACGACGUUCAAGUUACAAUGUGAGCAUGACACUUGCCGAAUGUGAGAUGACUUGCAAAAGGGAUUGCUCUUGUACCGCUUAUGCACAAUUAGAUAUCAGAAACGGUGGAAGUGGAUGUUUGCUAUGGUUUGAUGAACUGAUGGACAUAAGAGAAUAUGAUGAAAAGCAAGAACUUUACGUAAGAAUGGCAGCCUCUGAGUUAGCAGGUACACCACAUUUUGAUCCUACAACUGUCAAAGGUCCUUCAGUCAUACUCAUCGUGGUGCUGACAAUUUCAUCUGCUGCACUGCUUCUGUCGACGAUAGCAUAUGCUUGUAGAAAAACAAAGAAACAGAUUCACAUAAUUAAGACAUUCAACUUCUUUGUAGGAAACUGGAAUGCCYUUGAUAAAAAGMAUGCUAGUGUUMAAAUGGAUGAUCUUGAUACGCUGCCAUUUUUUAACCUAUAUGAAAUAGCCAAGGCUACAGAUAAUUUCAGCAUCAACAAUAAGAUUGGAGAAGGUGGCUUUGGUCCUGUUUACAAGGGUGUGUUGGAAGAUGGAAGAAAUGUAGCUGUGAAGCGGCUCUCAGAAACAUCUCAACAAGGGAUUGAUGAGUUCAAGAAUGAAGUCAUUUGUAUUGCAAAACUUCAGCAUCGGAACCUUGUGAAGCUUCUUGGAUACUGCAUUCAUGGGAAUGAAAUGAUUUUGAUUUAUGAAKACAUGGCUAAUAAAAGUUUGGACUCAUUUCUAUUUGAUGAAAGCAGAAGUUCAAUGCUUGACUGGCCUCAACGCUUUCAAAUUAUMCAUGGUAUGGCUCGAGGUAUUCUUUAUCUACAUCAAGAUUCUUGCCUUCAAAUCAUCCAUCGAGAUCUCAAGGCAGGUAAUAUUUUGCUGGACAGUGAUAUGAAUCCAAAAAUAUCCGACUUUGGCCUUGCUCGAAAGUUUGUAGGGCAGGAUGCCAUGGCUAAGACGAAGAAGGUUGUUGGAACAUACGGUUACAUUUCUCCUGAAUAUGCAGUACACGGACGCUUCUCUAUAAAGUCAGAUGUUUUUAGCUUCGGUGUUCUUGUGCUGGAGAUAGUGAGCGGGAAGAAAAACAGAGGGUUCUCUCAUGGAGAUCACAGUGACAACCUUCUUGGACAUGCAUGGAGACUCUAUAAAGAAGACAAGUCCAUUGAAAUCAUGAGUGAAUCUUUACGCAAUUCAUGCAUUGUCUCAGAAGUACUACGAUCAAUACAUGUYGGGUUAUUGUGUGUGCAACAUCAUGCAGAAGAUAGGCCAACUAUGUUGUCAGUGGUUUUGAUGCUYGUUAGUGAGGGURUUUUKCCUCCACCGAAACAKCCAGCUUUUUUCAUCGAAGAAAGUUACCGAGAGCAGGACUCUGUUUCAUCAAUUGAUGAAUAUAUGAUAACACUAAUGUAUGCUAGAUAGAUUACAUGUGUUUAUGUGUGAUGUACAUACCUGUUGUGGAGUAUCCCAUCUGUCUCCUUCAAAUUUCCC